Oreochromis niloticus (Nile tilapia) is the source of this 5510-nucleotide messenger RNA. RefSeq names its product StAR related lipid transfer domain containing 13b (gene stard13b). Gene Ontology annotation, biological process: signal transduction; regulation of Rho protein signal transduction; actin cytoskeleton organization. Bases 261 to 4691 code for a protein of 1476 amino acids. Lineage: Eukaryota; Metazoa; Chordata; Actinopteri; Cichliformes; Cichlidae. The record is from RefSeq and is a predicted model, not a curated record. The transcript is spliced from 18 exons. Gene Ontology annotation, molecular function: protein binding; lipid binding; GTPase activator activity.
CUAUGUGAACAUGUGUGCCGCUUUGAGGGGCUGUCCAACUCUCUCUCUCUCUGUUUUUACAGGAACCAGGCUUGCUGUUUCUGUCUUGCCAUGAUUUCAGUGACACUGUUUAGGAAACACAGACAACUCUUUUCUACUCAGCAGGUUCAUUUGCUUCACGGUUUGAGAGUCUUGGAUGAAAAAUGGCCGUCCGAUAUAUCAAGCUCAAGUACUUGUGGAUUUAUGCUUUGAAUUAUGAAAUACUAUAAAAUACAACAAAAAUGGAGGUCACAUCGGAGGUGAAUUUGGAGAAUCAUCAGUCUUGGACAGCUUUAGGAUUGCACAAAGUGACCUUUUUCACAAAAGACUCAUCUAUAGAAUAUGCUGCUAUCUCAACUAAUGACUCACUGGAGCGCAGAGGAGAUGAUUUUUGUUCUAAAGCCCAAAGCUCACUCUUGGAGCGAAGUGGGGAUAUAGCCACAAAUGAAAAGGCUUUUGUUUGUGCUGUUCAGAAAAACAUUCAAUCUGUGAAGACUGUGUGCUUUCUGGAGACUGAAGAAAAGUCAGUCAUCCCUAGGGAAGCAUCUCCAGACACAGCUCAGCUUCUUGAAUCGAAACUUAUUUCACUCAGGACGAAUCAGAACUGCUGUGGUAACUUUUCACCUCCUCCUCCUGAAUCAGAAGACCGGUCAAGCAAAGCUGUUCAAAAUCAUCCUGAUGAGACGCUGGAUUUUAACUGUGAAUAUUUGAAAAUAGACCGCAAAAACUUUGACCCAGUCGCCCUUAAUCGGAACUCCAUUCCUAUCACUGAGGUCCCUGCAGCUAUUCCCGAGUGUGGCUUGAGAGUCCUGGAUUUGCCGCACAUUGUGAAACACAAACAGAGCUCCAUUACCUUCUCAGACUACACCUGCCCUCCGACAGGCAACAGCUAUGCUUUUGUAAAUGAGAGCUCUGACGACGGAGGCUCAUCACAGGAAGGUGAGCAGGAGGACGAUGAUGGUCAUCAUGACGGCGACAAUGACGACGACGACGAUGACGAUGUGUUCCCAGAGCUACCUCACGGUCGAGAUCUCCUUGUCUAUCAUAGACAGAGGAACGCAGGCAAAGAGAAAGAGAAAAAGAAACUUUGCAUGAGCUCGCGAGCAGGAAAUGAUCACACACUGAGAAGCUGUGGUUAUGAAGCAGAGGGGGAAACCAGCAGUGAGAAGGAGUCUCCACAGGUCCAGUCACCCUGGUCGGAGUCAAUAAGUCAGCUAAUGAGGAAACUAGACCAACUUAAUCUGGACAUAGACGAGGCUCUGAGUGCAAGCUCGUCCCCCUCCGACACACCCUGCACCACCCGCAAGAAACAGUGGGGUGGUGCGCUUCCAAAGUCCACGUUAAACCGAACCCUGAACGACCAAGUUGUCCACAGACCAGAAAGAGAAGAAUGCCAGAACAGAGACUGGUCUUCUACACCUCGCAGAUCCUCAAUGGGAACCAGAGCAAGAACUAAGAAGACGAUGUUCAGGAAGGUGACGGAUGCAGCAGGUGCAGAAAUUGAGGCGAAAGAGGCGUGUGAUUGGCUGCGGGCAGCAGGAUUUCCCCAGUAUGCUCAGCUCUUUGAAGACUCGCAGUUUCCCAUUGACAUUACUCCUGUGAAAAGAGAUCAUGAUUUUUUGGACAAAGAUCUUGUGGAACCUCUGUGCAGGCGACUCCACACUUUAAAUAAGUGUGCCUCUAUGAAACUUGACGUGAAUCUUCCAAAGAAGAAAAGUGAAGACUCUGAUGAAGACGAUCUGUUUGCUAUUAGUGACAAAUGGACCUUUGAGUGGAGCAGCCGGCGCUGGUCCAGGUUACAGGACAUUGACAGUCUGCUGGGAAAUCACAGAGAGGGUGAGCUCUCCAGAGAUGGUGUGCCUCUGAGAACUACCACCAGCAGCGAGAGUGUUCUGACAGACCUCAGCGAGCCAGAGGUCUCUUCUUUGCACAGCGAGAGCAGCGGAGGCAGCGGUCAUCGGGGCCUCAGCACAGAGGACUCUGACUGUUCCAAUCGCACCUGCUCAGACACUGCAGCAAUGCCAGACUCGACUUCUCUCACAAUGCCUCACAUCCCCAAAGAAUUUGCUCACUUCAAUUCACCAUCUGACAAGCACAGCAAAACAACCCGCUCUUGUGCCAAGGAGUUACUAAAGCGUAUGGAUACACUGAGCUCCCGAGGUAAUCUGGGAAAAGGCCAUAAGACGCUGGUAAUCAGCUCUCCUGUGCUGCAGCAGGAGGCCCAGGUCCUGAAGAAAUUGAGGUGUGAAGACAUCAUAAAUGGAGAUGGUGGAGCUCUGGAACCACCAUGCAAUAAAAUUCUGCCAUCCCACUCCAGUAGUGAGGGUAGCAGCCAUUCUGGUGGCAGCACUGUCAGCACACCCAGCCUAAAAGAGCAUAAGCCUCACCGUGUUGACCAUAAACGCAGUGGCAUGUAUUUGGAGGACAUGGACAUCUUCUCAGGAUCCCAAAUGAAUAAAGUUGCAGAACAAAAUCGUAGAAAUGAAUUUUGCUCUUAUGAAAACCUCGUGGUCCACAUUCCCAAAGACCACAAGCCAGGAACCUUUCCCAAAGCAUUGUCCAUAGAGAGCCUGUCCCCAACUGGUGGUGCCUCAAUUAACUGGCACACUGGCAGUAUGCACCUGGACUCCCCUUUAAUUUCAUGCAGGAAGGAAACACGGCCUGCCACCAAGUCCUCUUCCAGAGGUAGCCGCAUCAGUGUGUACGAUAAUGUUCCUGGCUCGCAUCUGUAUGCCAGCACUGGAGACCUGAUAGACCUGGAGAAAGAGGAUCUGUUUCCACACCUGGAUGAUAUCUUGCUGCAUGUCAAUGGUCUACAACAGAUAGUGGACCACUGGUCAAAAAAUGUGUUACCUGGAGGCGAGGGGAUAGUACAGAUCGAUGACGGGAAGGAUGAUACAGCGGGGCUUCAGUCCUCUAGUCAGAUUACAUUGGACUUUGAGGGAAAUUCUGUCACGGAAAGCCAGAUCGUGCCUAGUGAUGGAGACAGAGACAAAGUAUCACUUACAGAGACAGAAUCUACAAGGCUCAGGGAAAGGAGGGACUCCGGAGUAGGUGCAUCACUCACAAGACCUAAUAGGUUACGAUGGCCCAGCUUUCAGAUAUCUAAUCGUCUAAGUCACUCAAGAGCAUCCCUGCAGAUUACAAACCAAUCAGCAGGCCAGCUGAGUUUGUUACAAAAGUUUUCACUGUUGCGUUUGACUGCAAUCAUGGAGAAAUAUUCCCUGACCAAUAAACAUGGCUGGGCUUGGUCUGUGCCAAAAUUUAUGAAGAGAAUGAAGGUACCAGAUUAUAAGGAUAAGAUUGUGUUCGGAGUUCCUCUCAUUGUGCAUGUGCAGCGUUCAGGACAGCCCUUGCCCCUCGGCCUGCAGCAGGCCCUGCGGUACUUGAGGAGUCAGUGUCUUGACCAGGUGGGUCUUUUUCGUAAAUCAGGCGUGAAGUCUCGAAUUCAAGCUCUGAGGCAGAUGAAUGAAAGUUCUCCAGAAAAUGUGAAUUAUGAGGAUCAGUCCGCCUAUGAUGUGGCUGAUAUGGUGAAGCAAUUCUUCAGGGACUUACCUGAGCCCCUACUUACCAGCAAGCUGGGAGAGACCUUCCUCCAUAUUUACCAGUAUGUACCAAAGGACCAAAGAUUACAAGCUGUCCAGGCAGCCAUCAUGUUGAUGUCUGAUGAAAACCGAGAGGUACUGCAGACGCUACUCUGUUUCCUUAGUGAUGUCACUUCCUCUGUGGCGGAGAACCAGAUGACACCUAUGAAUAUUGCUGUGUGCCUGGCUCCGUCCCUCUUCCAUCUCAACAAAAUGAAGAAGGACAAUCUUUCACCAAGGGCCAUGCAUAAGAAGUAUGCUACUGGUAGACCAGACCAGAAGGAUCUGAAUGAGAAUUUAGCAGCGACACAGGGCCUCGCUCACAUGAUCAUAGAGUGCAACCGCCUCUUUGAGAUCCCUCAUGAGAUGGUUACUCAGUCGCGUAAUUCCUAUGUGGAGGCUGAUUUGCAUGCACCAACAAUUGACGAGCUGUGCAAGCAGUCGGAAGAUGAGGACGGAACAUACCAAACACUUUUGGAGGGGAGACUUCAGAACCUGCUCAAAGAGGCCCGGGAAAAAUCCAAAUACUGGGUGUCUUGCAGCAGCUCUGAUAACACAGAGCUCUAUUAUAAGAAGGUGGGAGAUGGCAACCCUUUGAGACGUUGGAAAGUGUCUGUCGAGGUGGAAGCACCGCCAUCUGUGGUGUUGAACCGGGUGCUGCGAGAGCGCCACCUGUGGGAUAUGGACCUCCUUCAGUGGAAAGUGUGCGAGACACUGGACAGGCAAACAGAAGUGUUUCAGUAUGUCCUGAGUCGCAUGCCCCCUCAUCCCAGCAGGGACUUUGUAGUUCUUAGGUCAUGGAGGACAGACUUGCCCAAAGGUGCUUGCUCCCUGGUUUCUGUGUCUAUAGAGCAUGAAGACUGUCCUCCUUUAGGAGGGAUAAGGGCUAUAGUCCUGGAGUCUAACUACCUAUUAGAGCCCUGUGGCUCAGGAAAGUCCAGACUAACUCACAUCUGCAGAGUGGACAUGAAGGGAAGGACUCCAGACUGGUACAACAAAGCCUUUGGCCACCUUUGUGCUGCAGAAGCUGCCCGAAUCCGCAACUCCUUUCAGCCACUAAUCACAGACGGCCCAGAGACCAAAAUCUGACAUUCUUUGCUGCUUGUGUCUGCUCAGCCUUGAGAUCAACAUUGAGCCUUUGAGUCAUUGCUAACAGCCACAAAAAGCAGAGACAGGACUCCAGAACGAAAGCACAGUUUAUUGUUUGUUUGUCUGAAUGCAAAAUGCUCUGAAAAUAACUUAUGGCUCCUCUGUAAUUGCACAAUUUUAAAAGAGGACAUCUUAUAGGUGCUGAGCAUAAUUCUUCAUUGGGAAAUUAAUUAUCCUGCCAAUAUCAUUGACAUUUAUGACUAUUUUAUUUACCUUCAUGUUUCUAAAACUGUAUGUUAUAAUAAUUAUCUUUAAUAAUAUUAUUGUAUUAUUGUUUCUACAAUGUCUAGGACAUUCAAGCUCUGAAAUGCUUCUGGGAAGCAUAUAUUUGUUUGUUUCAGAUUUAAAGCUAUAAUUAUUUAGAUGUACACUCAAGUGUAUAUAUGUGUGUCUGUGUGUGUGUGUGAAUAUACUGUAAAUUAAAUAGAAUGUAUAUUUUGUAUAUAUGUGUGUGUGUAUAUAUAUACAUAUAUAUAUAUAUAUAUGAAGGGGUAAUGAGUACAUAUGUUAAUUUUCCAUAUAUUAAUUCAUUUUUCUGUGUGAACCGUUCUGUCAAACACAUGGUACAAAAUUGUAAGCUGGUUUUACUUUGCUCCUUUAUUGCCAUUUUGAAAUGGGUGUAACUGUAAUAAACAUUGACCUUCAGUGGUUGUGAAGAAGGUGACUUAAGGUUUGACUUGAUCAUACCUGCUUUAGGGUACUGGAUUGUGCAGUCAGGUACAAAAAUGUCUUUUUUUUAAAAUAAAACCAUGAAAAUGA